Molecule: messenger RNA, 5760 nt
Organism: Aricia agestis (brown argus)
Lineage: Eukaryota; Metazoa; Arthropoda; Insecta; Lepidoptera; Lycaenidae
Gene: cac
Product: voltage-dependent calcium channel type A subunit alpha-1
Exons: 42
Coding region: 42-5708 (1888 amino acids)
Biological process (GO): calcium ion import across plasma membrane; chemical synaptic transmission
Cellular component (GO): voltage-gated calcium channel complex; membrane
Molecular function (GO): calcium ion binding; high voltage-gated calcium channel activity
Source: RefSeq, a predicted model, not a curated record
AUGAGUGAUAAGAAAAUAAUAAAGGUUAUAGAUGAGUCUUCAUGAAGCUCCAGUGCAAUGGAAAUACGUUGGCGGCAGCGCAGGAGGCGGCGGGGGCGCAGGCUCGCGCGGCGCCAGCUGAUACCAUGGGCGGCGCGCACCAGCCCGCUACUCCGGGGCCCAGCUCGCUCUUUAUAUUCUCCGACGAAAAUCCUAUUCGGAGGUAUACAAAGUUCAUUAUCGAGUGGCCGCCCUUCGAGUACGCGGUGCUGCUUACCAUCAUCGCCAACUGCGUGGUGCUGGCGCUGGAGGAGCAUCUGCCCAACGGCGACAAGACGAUCUUAGCUAAGAAUCUGGAAAAGACGGAGACGUACUUUUUAGGAAUAUUUUGUGUAGAAGCCUCAUUAAAAAUUUUAGCCUUAGGUUUUGUUUUACACAAGGGAUCGUAUCUUAGGAACAUUUGGAACAUAAUGGAUUUUUUCGUUGUACUCACCGGGUCGAUGACGAUUUUCGCCGAAUACAACGUGGACGUUGACCUGCGGAUGCUGCGCUCUUUCAGAGUGCUCCGACCGCUCAAGCUCGUCUCAAGAAUACCAAGUCUCCAAGUGGUGCUGAAGUCUAUCAUCAAGGCUAUGGCACCACUGCUGCAGAUCGGGUUGCUGGUGCUGUUCGCGAUUGUCAUAUUCGCCAUCAUUGGCCUGGAGUUUUAUUCUGGGGCGCUACAUAAGACUUGUUAUAGCUUAGAAGAUAUUAAUGAAAUAGUGAAUGACGGUGAAUCGCCGACGCCGUGUAACGCAGACAACGAGACGCUGGCUCCGUACGGCGCGUACGUGUGCGCGUACGACAAGAACACGUGCCUCGAGAAGUGGGAGGGGCCCAACAAGGGCAUCACGUCCUUCGACAACAUCGGCUUCGCCAUGCUCACCGUCUUCCAGUGCAUCACCAUGGAGGGAUGGACGGCCAUUUUGUAUUGGACAAACGAUGCGUUAGGUAGUACAUUCAACUGGAUUUACUUUGUACCUCUCAUAGUAUUGGGUUCAUUCUUUAUGCUCAACUUAGUUCUCGGUGUCCUUAGCGGUGAAUUUGCUAAAGAAAGAGAAAAAGUAGAAAAUAGGCAAGAAUUUCUUAAAUUAAGAAGACAACAAAUGCUAGAAAGAGAACUGAAUGGUUACGUUGAGUGGAUUUGUAAAGCUGAGGAAGUAAUAUUAGCAGAAGAAAGAACGACAGAAGAAGAGAGAAUGCAUAUAAUAGAAGCACGACGGAGAGCAGCGGCAAAAAAGAAAUUAAAAAACCUAGGAAAAAGUAAAAGUACUGAUACAGAAGAAGAGGAACAGGACGAAGAUUGUGGAGAUGACGUUCCAAAGAAAAAGCAAGGUUUUCUGAAGAGCAAAACGAGAACGGCAGGAAAAUGUGCUGAUUUCUGGAGAGCAGAGAAGAGGUUUCGUUUUUGGAUACGACACACAGUUAAAACGCAGUGGUUUUACUGGUUCGUCAUAGUUUUGGUGCUCUUCAAUACAAUAUGCGUAGCUGUGGAGCAUUAUAAGCAACCUAAGUACCUUACUUCAUUUUUAUACUACGCCGAAUUUGUGUUCUUGGGUCUAUUUAUGAUGGAGAUGUGGAUAAAAAUGUAUGCUUUAGGACCUAGGAUAUAUUUUGAAUCCUCAUUCAAUCGCUUCGAUUGCGUUGUAAUAUCGGGUUCUAUCUUCGAAGUAAUCUGGUCAGAAGUGAAGGGUGGUUCUUUUGGACUCUCUGUAUUAAGAGCUUUAAGAUUGUUAAGGAUAUUCAAGGUUACAAAAUAUUGGUCCUCUCUGCGGAAUCUUGUAAUAUCUCUGCUCAAUUCAAUGAGAUCUAUUAUAUCUCUGUUGUUCCUUCUGUUCUUGUUCAUUCUAAUAUUUGCUCUACUGGGUAUGCAAUUAUUUGGCGGACAAUUUAAUUUCGAGGAUGGAACGCCACCGACGAACUUCAACACAUUUCCGAUUGCGCUGCUUACUGUCUUCCAGAUUUUAACAGGCGAAGAUUGGAAUGAAGUCAUGUAUGAUGGUAUUCAAUCUCAAGGUGGCAUACAGAGAGGCAUGAUUUAUUCACUGUAUUUUGUUAUUCUUGUUCUGUUUGGAAACUACACUCUGCUGAACGUGUUUCUUGCCAUCGCCGUCGACAACUUGGCGAAUGCGCAGGAAUUAACGGCAGCAGAAGAAGAGCAAGUAGAAGAAGAUAAGGAGAAACAGCUGCAAGAAUUGGAGAAAGAAAUGGGUGCAUUGCACGCUGUGGAUGGGACACCAUCUCGAAACAGUCAAGGGUCUUCAAGUAGGAAGAAGGAAGAGGCCAAAAAGGAAGAAGAAGAGAUACCAGAUGGACCAAAACCAAUGCUGCCAUAUUCGUCCAUGUUUAUUUUAUCACCUACGAAUCCCAUAAGACGUGGCGCACACUGGGUUGUAAAUUUAAGAUAUUUUGAUUUUUUUAUUAUGGUAGUUAUAUGUAUGAGUUCUGUGGCUCUUGCGGCGGAAGACCCCGUAGUUGAAGAAAGUUACAGGAAUAAAAUUUUGAAUUACUUCGACUACGCUUUCACGGGGGUGUUCACUGUGGAAAUGUUGUUGAAGAUCGUGGAUCUCGGCAUCCUGUUCCACCCGGGCGCGUACCUGCGCGACCUAUGGAACAUCAUGGACGCCGCCGUCGUCAUCUGCGCCAUCGUCAGCUUCGGCUUCGAAAUAGGAGGCGUGAAAAAGGGCGCGGGGCAGAAUUUGUCUACAAUAAAAUCGUUAAGAGUGUUGAGAGUGCUUAGACCUUUAAAAACAAUUAAGCGUGUUCCAAAACUAAAAGCAGUGUUUGACUGUGUUGUGAACUCUUUGAAAAACGUCAUUAACAUUCUCAUUGUGUAUAUAUUGUUUCAAUUCAUAUUCGCUGUAAUUGCUGUUCAACUUUUUAAUGGUAAAUUUUUUUACUGCAACGAUAUCAGUAAGAAUACUUAUGAAGACUGCCAAGGGUCGUACUUCGUGUACGAGAAAAACAGUAUACUGCCUACGAUAAGCAAGCGUCUGUGGACGACGCAGUCCUUUCACUACGACAAUGUGGCGUCGGCUAUGCUCACGCUAUUCGCGGUACAAACUGGAGAGGGCUGGCCGCAAGUUCUACAAAAUUCAAUGGCCGCAACAUACGAGGAUCGGGGACCCAUACAAAAUUUUCGGAUAGAAAUGUCCUUAUUUUAUAUAGUUUACUUUAUAGUGUUUCCGUUCUUCUUUGUCAACAUAUUCGUAGCCUUGAUUAUUAUUACGUUUCAAGAGCAGGGUGAAGCAGAAUUGCAGGAUGGUGAAAUAGAUAAAAAUCAGAAAUCAUGUAUAGACUUUACAAUAGACGCCAGACCAUUAGAAAGGUAUAUGCCAAGUAAAAGAGGAAGUCUAAAGUACAAAGUGUGGAGGAUAGUAGUAUCUUCGCCUUUUGAGUACUCCAUCAUGACACUUAUUGUGUUGAACACAUUAUUGCUUAUGAUGAAGUACUAUAAUCAAAGUGACCUCUACUCGGAUAUCCUCAAGUAUUCCAAUAUGGGGUUUACCGGCAUGUUUUCUGUGGAAACGGUGUUGAAAAUCAUCGCUUAUGGUGUCAAAAAUUUUUUCAAAGAUCCAUGGAAUACAUUCGAUUUCAUAACAGUAAUUGGAAGUAUUAUCGACGCCCUCAUUAUGGAGUUCGGCAGCGACCUCACUGAAAACUGUGCUGACAUUUCCUGUCAGCAGGAGAACACUUUCAAUGUGGGUUUUCUGCGUCUGUUUCGAGCGGCUCGGCUGAUCAAGCUGCUGAGACAGGGGUAUACCAUACGGAUACUGUUGUGGACAUUCGUGCAGAGCUUCAAAGCGUUGCCCUACGUGUGCCUUCUCAUCGCUAUGUUGUUUUUCAUUUAUGCCAUCAUCGGGAUGCAGGUGUUCGGAAAUAUAGAGUUAAUAGCAGACUCAGAUAUGAAUAGACAUAACAACUUUCGAAGUUUUAUUCAAGCGCUCAUGUUAUUAUUUAGGUGUGCCACAGGUGAAGCUUGGCCAAAUAUAAUGUUAGCUUGCUUGAAGCCAGCUAAAUGUGAUAAAGAAGCUGGCAAGCCAUCAAAUGAGUCGUGUGGAAGUACUUUAGCUUAUGCAUACUUUGUUUCUUUCAUAUUCUUCUGUUCCUUUCUUAUGUUGAAUCUGUUCGUGGCUGUCAUCAUGGAUAACUUCGAUUAUCUGACGAGAGAUUCAUCAAUUCUCGGAGCGCAUCAUUUAGAUGAAUUUGUUAGGAUAUGGGCCGAAUACGACCCAAAUGCGACAGGGAAAAUUCAUUAUACAGAAAUGUAUGAUAUGUUAAAAAAUAUGGACCCCCCAUUGGGGUUUGGCAAUAAAUGUCCGAAUAGGUUAGCGUACAAAAAGUUAAUAAGAAUGAAUAUGCCGUUAGACGAAGAAGGGAAAGUGAAUUUUACGACAACGUUGUUUGCCUUGAUACGAGAAAACUUAAACAUUAAGAUGAGAUCUGCUGGAGAAAUGGACCAAGCUGAUGAGGAGCUCAGAGAAACAAUAACCCACAUCUGGCCACUCCAGGCAAAGAAGAUGCUAGAUUUGCUGGUGCCUCGCAAAGAUGUACUCAACGCUGGAAAACUAACCGUAGGGAAGGUCUACGCAGGACUUCUAAUUUUAGAAAGUUGGAGAUCGACUAGGUUUGGGCAAACUAAACCACAGGGUGCUCCGAAGGCGUCCUUCUUUAACUGCCUGCUGGACGUGGCUGCGGGACUGGGGCCCGGGUCAAGAGCCGGCUCUCUGAGCCACGACAUACCGACCAUCACCGCCACGGACGGUCAUCCCGAAGAUCCGCACAUGUUACCGAAUUUGGCGAAGAGAUCCUCGACUCGAAGAAGAUCUUUCAAGAACAAUAAAAAGGUUCUGGAGUUGCAAGAUGUGGGUUCUCAUCACGCAUCCAUGGAGUCAUUGGAGGAGGGAAGGUUACAAGCUCCUCAUGUAUACCAAAAUGGGCAUGGAAGAUCGUCUAGUCUAAGACGAACGCCAAGUCCGCGACGACGCCACUACGGGGGCUACCAACACGAGAUCGGCUUCUCCGACACCGUCAACAACGUCGUCGAGAUAGUCAAACACGAGCACCAGAGGCAUGGCCGACACCGCGCGCCGCACCACUAUCAUCCACAUGCAGGGAAGGAGUGGAGAGCGCCGUAUCCCACCACCAGCCUGAGCCAGCCCUCGCGAUCGCCCAGCCCGCCACACCACACCUACGUUUGGGCCCCGAUAGGUGGCGACAGGGAGCGGGAUAGGGAGCGCGAGUGGCGGGAAUGGCGGGAGCGGUCGGGCGAGCGGGAGGGCGGCCGGCGGGGCCGCGGCCGGCAGCUGCCCCCCACGCCCACGAAGCCGUCCACCUUACACGUUAAACAGCAACCGUUCACAAGAAUUAGCCAUAGCCCCUCGCACCUUUCAUUAAGGCACACAGCACGAGAACCAUUGGAGCCUUUACACGACGAGUACGAGUAUGGCAGAGAAGUUGAAAGACUGAUACAUCGAGACUAUAGAUCUAGAGAUAGACGCGGUUGGGGCACCGAUCCGGAGCGCAGCGCGCGGUCGUACGAGGCGCCGCUCUCGUAUGAGGCGGCGCUGGCGAUGGGCCGCGGCGGCGGCGCGCGCGCGCUGCCCUCGCCCGCCGGCGCGCCGCGGCUGCCCAACGGGUACAAGCCGCGCGCGCGACACUCGGACUCCGACGAGGACGACUGGUGCUAGCGGCGCCGCCGCGCGCGCUCCCAGCGGGACGUGCGCGCGCCGCCCGCGAGCC